AUGGCCAUCCUAGCACUUCUCCUCAAAUUGGCUCUGGCGCCAGCCGCUGUGGUCUUUCUGACUCUCACGAUCAACACUAUACGAGGGGUCAUAGCACAUCGCGUGAAACAUCGAGCCUUUCGAAGCGUACGCGGGCCAGCGAGGACCUCACUCGCUGCCGGGAACUUGCAAGAGCUGUAUGGCCCAGACGGGCUUCCCUUCUACGAAUCGCUAUCUAGCUAUGGAGGAGUUGCUAAGGUGCACGGUCUCUUUGGAGACGUCUUUCUAUCUAUAACCGACCCUCGCGCUCUUGCCCAUCUCCUCGUGCAGGACGCGAAUAACUUCCCUGCCGCGGAUGUAUCUGGACCUCUUCAUAUGCAUCGGUAUCUUACUGGCCCCGGUUUGCUUGCCACCAACGGCGCGGUACACAGACGGCAACGCAAGCUUCUGAAUCCAGUGUUCUCGCCUGGACAGAUCAAACGGCUUGCGCCACUUAUGCGCGACAUCUCUCGCCAAUUGAGAGAUCUGCUUGUCGAAGACGUAACAAGGAGUACGCAGGAGAGCGCGUCCUCAGGCGAGAUUGACUUGGCUAAUUGGUUUGGCCGUGUUGGACUUGAGAUGAUCUCGCAAGCUGGAUUCGGACACACAUUCCACUCGCUCGAGGGUAACGGCGAUGAUUAUGUGUCCGCCGUCAAAGACGUCAUCCCUUCCCUUACGGCUCUUGGGCCGUUGAUCCCUCCCUUCGUACUGAGUGGCGCCGUCAGCCUCCCACCUCGUCUAUUACAUAUCGCCGGGCGUUCCGUGUCCCGUGUCCUGCCACCACUACGCCGCUUUAUGCGCAUCGUGGAUCUCAUGUACGAGAAGAUGCAUACGAUAUGCGAGGAGCGCAAAGCCUCGGCCUCACUCAAAGGUGCUCAUGCGAACUCUGAACAGGGCAACAUAAUCGAAUUCCUAUUACAGGCCAGUGGGGAAAGUCAUAUAUCCAACGAUGUCCUCGUGGCGCAUAGCACAGAGCUCGUACUGGCUGGGACGGAAACUACGAGCACAGCAUUGUGCCGUAUUUUGCAUAUGCUUGCGCUUUAUCCUCCCGCGCAGGUCCGCUUGCGCAAUGAGAUCGCGCAGGCGUUAGCCGCUUCGGCCUCGCAGAAUGGUAAUCUGGAGUACGAGCCACUCAUGUCCUUGCCUUACUUGGAUGCUGUAUGCAAGGAAACCCUUCGUUUGUUCGCACCGGCACCAUAUCGCCAUCGACGAUCGAUCAAAGAGAGCGUGAUCCCGUUUACGGAUGGCACGAGUCUGCAUGUACCCGCGAAUACAGAGAUAUUGGUCAAUAUUCAUUGCCUGAACACCGACGAGGCGCUCUGGGGUCCAGACGCGCGUAAAUGGGUACCCGAGCGAUGGAUGAAAUCCUUGCCACAGGGUGUGACGAAGAUACCGGGCGUCUGGGGCAAUAUGUUAUCCUUCGGUGGUGGCCCCAAGUCGUGCAUAGGGUUUGGCUUCUCGUUGCUAGAAAUGAAGACAGUCCUGGUGACGAUACUCCCUGUAUUCCGCUUCUCCCUGCCAGUGCAAGAGGAAAUCGAAUGGCGAUUCGGCCCAACAAUGACGCCAAGUGUCAAAGGCGAGAAGAGCCUGCAUCCGCGUAUGCCGUUGCGUGUAGAGGUCUUAUGA
Peniophora sp. CBMAI 1063 is the source of this 1644-nucleotide messenger RNA. The record is from the annotation of a GenBank genome assembly. Lineage: Eukaryota; Fungi; Basidiomycota; Agaricomycetes; Russulales; Peniophoraceae.